AUGCCCGACCUAAAGGUGAACGUGGUGAGCACCUCCUUCGAGGGUUGCGAGCUUCUCGAGCACUUUGUCCGCUGCAGCAACUACCACGAGUGGCGCUUCAUAGAGUACGACUUCGGUCGCCACGCGGGGCGGAAGAUGCUGCUGCCGCUGGGGCAGGUGCCCCUCCGGGGCCAGGAGAGGUGGGACCCGAUGAACCUGGGCCACAGGGAGGACGGGCUCUGGAAGGACAUCAAGAGCAACCUCUGCGACAAGUACGGGAUCACCUCUUUCCACACGCUGCUGCACCUCUCGAACCCGAUGUUCGAGCGGGUUGCGGCCGGGAUCAACAUGAAGAGGGAGGACAGGCAGUACUUGACCGACAAGAGGGCCAGGAUGCGGCAGGAGUGGGGGAUGAAGCGUCAACCGGGGCUCAAUUUCAACCACCUCAAAGGCUUGGCCACAGAGAUUGUCGAGCAGAUGUUUCAACAUUGGGACUUCAAGGCGCAGCUGCAGGGCGCGCUGCAGAGCGACUUCCGCGCUCCCUCCACCAUCGAGCACCUCUUCCCCCAGAAGAAGAGCGGCAGUGACUGGUACAUCAAGAAGCAUGUGAAAGCAUGCGACAUGCCAAAGUUCGAGGAGAUUCUACAGGCAGUUCUUCUUCCUGUACGAGACCACGGGUAA
This is a messenger RNA of Prorocentrum cordatum, 660 nucleotides long. NCBI's taxonomy places the organism in Eukaryota, Dinophyceae, Prorocentrales, Prorocentraceae. The record is from the annotation of a GenBank genome assembly.